Messenger RNA from Coffea arabica (coffee), 1430 nucleotides. Its product is annotated as protein-ribulosamine 3-kinase, chloroplastic-like. NCBI's taxonomy places the organism in Eukaryota, Viridiplantae, Streptophyta, Magnoliopsida, Gentianales, Rubiaceae. The record is from RefSeq and is a predicted model, not a curated record.
UUAGUAAAAAAGGAGUCAAACCGGAAAAAUGGAACCAAUCCGAACCAGGCACCUCAAACACAAACUAGAGCUUUUGCCCGUUUUGGCUUCCUUUCAGGAGAUAAAACAGCGAGAAGAGAGAACGGGGGUAGCUAUGCUACACGUGGGCUUCAUCUCCUUCUCAUCCUGCAUUCCUUCUUUUUCAAGCGGUGGUCUUGGUAGAAGAUGUGCAAGAUUCUCCUUCACUAAACUACACAGGCCUCUUGCAAUGUCAAGCUUGAGUAAUGAUCCUAUACGGGAAUGGAUCCUAUCAGAAGGAAAGGCAAAUGAGAUUACAAGAAUUAGUCCUGUUGGAGGUGGUUGCAUCAAUCUCGCUAGUCGUUAUGACACUGAUGCUGGUUCCUUUUUCGUUAAAACUAACAGGAGCGUUGAACCAUCAAUGUUUGAGGGAGAGGCUUUAGGUUUGAAUGCUAUGUACGAAACUAGAACAGUCCGUGUGCCUAAACCAUUUAAGGUCGGUCCGCUUCCAACAGGUGGUUCAUAUAUUAUCAUGGAAUUUAUAGAGUUUGGUGCUUCUAGAAGUAAUCAAUCUGUACUAGGGAGGAAGCUUGCUGAAAUGCAUAAAGCAGGGAAAUCUGAGAAUGGCUUUGGUUUUCAUGUGGACAAUACCAUUGGAAGCACUCCACAGAUUAAUACUUGGACAUCAGACUGGGUAGAAUUUUAUGCAGUGCAUAGACUGGGUUAUCAACUGAAGUUGGCAAGACAACAGUAUGGUGAUUCGACCAUAUAUGAAAGAGGACUAAGGUUGGCAAAGAAUAUACGGCCUCUUUUUGAGGGUGUAGCGAUAGAGCCUUGCUUGUUGCAUGGGGACUUAUGGAGUGGGAAUAUCACUUCUGAUAGAAAUGGAGAACCUGUCAUCCUUGAUCCAGCUUGCUACUAUGGGCAUUGUGAAGCAGAAUUUGGAAUGUCAUGGUGUGCUGGAUUUGGAGGAUCUUUCUACAAUGCUUACUUUGAGGUGAUGCCCAAGCAACCAGGUUUUGAGAAAAGGAGAGAACUGUAUCUGCUGUAUCAUUACCUUAAUCAUUACAAUUUGUUUGGCUCUAGUUAUCGAUCAUCUGCCAUGUCCAUAAUCGAUGACUAUCUGCUCAUGUUAAAAGCUUAGGCUAAAGAUUUUUUUUUCUUUUCUUUUUUAAGGCUAGGCUAAUUUAAAGAUGGUUCAAAGAUGUAUUAUUUCAGUGUAAAUUCUGUGAUCCGAUUUUGUCUGUAAAUUAUGCCCAAUAACAUCAGUUGACCAGCAUACUUAGGCCAUUGGUUUCUGUCAUGUCUGGUUGGCCUGUCCCCUCCUCCCACUACUUAAAGUUCCUCCCACUGUUUCAUAUCUGGUGAACAAUGGGCGGAGCGACAGCCAUCAAACAAAUUCUAUCCAUUUAUAUGAUCUUUUGGUUAUAUCA